AACAAUGAUCGAGGGUCGAGGGAGGUUGUGAAAAGUUUGUCGUUUGUGCUGAGCUUCCUUUGCCUUUUAGCCAUACACUUUGACGAAGACUUCAUACAGAUCGGAUAGAGCAGCGCCUGGGCGGGAGUGGACGACAUUCUCGAGGAUGGCGUGUGAGCUGCGUUACGCUCACUCCGAGGGGCAGACAUGGGUGGCCUACUCCGCUAGUGCCAAGUCGCUGGUCACGGCAGGUUGUGACGGCGAUGUUCGGGUGUACGACGACUUUGAAGAUAACGACCCGAAAUCAUUCCGUGCCGGAAAACAGGUGUUCGCGUUGGCAGUCAAGAAAGGAUGCAUUGCGACAGCAUUGGAAACAAACUCUGUCCAACUUUACACCUUCCAGGGCCAUGCCGAUGGCCUUGCGGCGCGUUUCGAGUCACCAUGCUACACGCUAGCGUUUAGCACGUCAGGAGAGCAGCUGGCUGCAGGAGGCAGUGACUUCACCAUCAAGGUACCCACCGUCGCCUCGCCUAGCCAGACUAAGGUCCUACGCGGUCACGAGGCUCCGGUUAGCACCGUGGCUUUCGAUGCCAAGGACGAAUAUCUCGCGUCAGCGUCCUGCGAUGGCAGCGUGCGUGUGUGGAAGAUAGCCGAGGAGAAGACCGUACAUACUGCCAUGGUUCUAGACAAGGGAAAUGACAUCGGCGCGGUCGACUCUAUAUGCGGUCUUGCGUGGCAGCCCAAAACCAGUGAACUACUGGCCAUUCCUGUAAAGAACACGGUGCAGUUACUCCAACGCCUGUCCUGGCAGAAGCAGUUCACGCUGGAAUGCAGUGGUGAUGAUAAGGUGGUCAACGUCGUCUGUUGGUCGGUUUGUGGCCGCUUUCUCGCCGCCGGCACUAUCACGGGUGACAUCUUCCUGUUCGAUGUAAAGAAGAGAGUCGUUGUUGAGCAUCUGGAGAAUCCCAAUGCUAUUUGCUCUAUGCAGUUUCAACCCAAAGGAGAAAGCCAGCUGAUCUUUGCCGACUCUCAGGGUCAAAUGGGACUGUGGGACGAGGUUCCCAUAGCAGCCCCGUCCAUAUCCGUCGCAGAGCCCGUUGCCGCCGGCGACGACGACAUGGCCGACGAGGAUCUGGUCGCUAUGGUGAUGGACACGGACGUCGCUAUGGAUACGCUUGGCGCUCCCCCGGUCCUCAUGGACGACAGUAGCAACAUGUCUGUGCCGUCGACCACCACAGGACCCACAUCGAAGAAGUCCAGAGCGCGCGCCAGUUUCCUUGACGAUAGCGCUAGCGAGUCGGGAGGUGGUUCCGAUGACGAGGACGAGGCGGCACUGGAUGCCGAGGCAGCAGCGGCCACUGGCGACAUGUUUGACGACGGCAACAGCCUGGGCGAAUGGCCGGAGGAGAACGUGGAUGAGGCGCAACCGUUCGUGCCUCCAAUGGGUGCCCAAGAGAGGCUGCUAGCUCAGACUAUGAAUGCCUCAGCACAGAUCAGGGAACAGCGUAAGGCCAUGAAGUCCAACGUGGCCAAGCAACAGCCACCGUUCCAAGUCUGUUCCACGCCCAGCAGGCAGCACACGUAUUUCAUGGCGUACAACGACGUCGGCGUGAUCCGCUGCAAGAGGGAGGACAGCGCCAUGAGCAUGCUGGACGUGGAGUUCCACGACACCAGCACCUACCACGCCAUGCACAUCAGCAACACGUCGGACUACGAUCUCGCCGCUCUGUCCGAGGAAGCGGUUGCCUUCGCCUGCUCGGCCAGUGGCGAGGGAAAGAAUAAGCUGGAGUGCCGUCACUUCAGUGCCUGGGAUGGCGCCAAGGAAUGGUCCACCGUCAUGAACAAGAAGGAGAGUAUCCAGAACCUCGCGGUUGGCUCAAGCUUUGUUGCCGUAGCAACUAGCCGGCAGCUGCUGCGCGUGUGGACGCUGAGUGGAGUGCAGUCGUUCAUGGCAACGCUGCCGGGGACGGUCGUAACCAUGGCAGCGCAUCGUGACCUGCUGGCAGUCGCGUACCAUCAUGGUAUUGCUUUAGGCCCUAUCCACACUACAGGUGUGAAAGGUAGUAGCGUCCUCUUUCAAGUGGCGUGCAAGUGCACUUGCAUCCACACUCCCAAGAACAGCCGGCGUGAAACGUGA
Molecule: messenger RNA, 2116 nt
Organism: Sycon ciliatum
Lineage: Eukaryota; Metazoa; Porifera; Calcarea; Leucosolenida; Sycettidae
Product: WD repeat and HMG-box DNA-binding protein 1-like
Exons: 17
Coding region: 146-2116 (656 amino acids)
Biological process (GO): mitotic cell cycle; DNA repair; DNA-templated DNA replication
Cellular component (GO): nuclear replication fork
Molecular function (GO): chromatin binding; protein binding
Source: RefSeq, a predicted model, not a curated record